Molecule: messenger RNA, 1898 nt
Organism: Phlebotomus argentipes
Lineage: Eukaryota; Metazoa; Arthropoda; Insecta; Diptera; Psychodidae
Gene: fidipidine
Product: coiled-coil domain-containing protein 93
Exons: 7
Coding region: 96-1898 (600 amino acids)
Biological process (GO): Golgi to plasma membrane transport
Source: RefSeq, a predicted model, not a curated record
GGAGAUUUAGUAAAUGUGACAAUUGAUCUUGCGAAAAUAAACUCCUGUUUUUUUCGUGUUUUUCACCCUAAAUUGUGCAAUUAUCCCUUCCAAUCAUGUCAGGGAAGGAUAUCUUUUCCAAACAUCUGCCCAAUAUCAACUUGGCUACGAGAUUUGAUGCUGAAGGACGAGAAAUACAGGUUGAACGGCGCGAGGAUGAGGAGCAAAAUCUGAAGCAGCAGGAGAUCUUCGACAUCCUCGUGGCCGCAGGCUACUUCCGGGCGAGGAUAAAGGGCUUGUCGGCGUUUGACAAGAUCGUCGGCGGCAUGGUUUGGUGCAUGGAAGCCUGUGAUUUCGACGUGGACGUCGAUUUGCUGUACAGUGAGAAUCUCAUCAUUGGCCAGAAGAUCGCCCUGACGGAGAAAAUUGUGGCUGUUCUGCCGAAAAUGUCGUGUCCACACUUGAUUGAGCCGCAUCAAAUUCAGGGCUUGGAUUUCAUCAACAUCUUCCCGGUGAUUCAGUGGUUGGUGAAGAGAUCCGUGGAGAAUCGUGCUGAGAGGGCGGAGAGACUGAAAUCCUUUGCCGUGGGACAAUUCCACAAUCAUUUCCAGCUUCAAGUGGACAAAGCUGUGAAGGAGAAGAACUUGCGAGUGCUUGAGAACAUUGAGAAGAUCACGCAUUUGUACGCUCCUCGGCGGGAGUUCAAGAAGAAGGCUUCUGCUGGCAGUUCAGAGGAUGAACUCACGAGAGUGCGCGUGACAUUGCUGGAGUUUGGCGACAAAGGACGUCUUCUGGCCACAAACAGGCAGAAAAGCACCGAAAAGAGCCUCAGCACUGAAGAGAUUGAGGACAAGGCGUCGGAAGUUGAUGAGAGUGAUGUUCAGCAUUUAUUUUCUCAUUUAUCUGUCCAAGACAGUCAGGAGGAUUAUUUGGAGUUUACGCAACUCAGUGAUGCCGAGAGGGAGAGAAUUAAGCAGAAUUAUGAGGAUUUGAAGGCGGAAUUCUCGAUAGACAGUCAAGAAAUCUCUCAGCAAAACCAGAUUAAGGCUCUUCUGGUGACGAAGCAAAGUCUGGAGAAGAAACUGGCGAAGAUUGAGAAUGGAAACAGUGAAUUGAAUGAGGCUCUGAAGCAGCUGAAGGAGCAAAGGAACGCUCUGAUCCAGGAAGAGGAGGAAACAAGGGUGGAAAUUGAAGAUCUGCGUCGUCGCGAAGAGUCAAGUGAUUCCAGUGUUCUGGACACAGUUAAGGAGCUUGUUCUGCAGAAUGACGCUCUGAAGCAGGAAGAGGUGGAGUUCAAGGAGAAGUGCCGGAAGGAAUUGGCUGAGUUGCAGCAGAAGAUUGUGGACACGGAGGCAAGAACGCCUGAUAAGGAGGAGACGGCGAUAAGGAAUGAAGUGGAGAUGGAGAAACAGAGACUGCAGGAUCUCAGGCUGCAGCUGGCGAAGCAGAAUCGCGCCAUUGUGACGCUUCAGAGGCAACUCGAUGCGAUUCCGGACAGAACGGAGUUGGCUCAGUACCAAAGACGCUUCCUUGAGCUCUACAAUCAGGUCAGUGCCAAGCAUCGCGAGACGAAACAUUUCUACACACUUUACAACACUCUCGAGGACACAAAGACGUAUUUGACCAAGGAAUUGGAGCUCCUGAAUUCCAUUUAUGAGAAUUACAGCGCAACGCAGAAUUCAGCGAAUUCCAGAGCGCAAUUUCUCAAGCAAUUCGAAUCUCUGGCUGAAGGAAUUCGUCAGAUGAAGAAUAAGAUGAGGACCAAAUGUGACGAUGAGAAGGCCAAGAGAGACGGUUACAAUGAACAACUCCUCAUUCUUGUUGAUCAGCAGCGGAAAUUGGCCACAGCAGUGAAGCAACUGCAGCUGGAGUGCAAGAAGAAUGACGAAUUGCAGGAGAAAUUAAAGAAUAUUGUAUAA